This is a messenger RNA of Pipistrellus kuhlii (Kuhl's pipistrelle), 2548 nucleotides long. RefSeq names its product 5-hydroxytryptamine receptor 1D (gene HTR1D). Lineage: Eukaryota; Metazoa; Chordata; Mammalia; Chiroptera; Vespertilionidae. Gene Ontology annotation, cellular component: plasma membrane; dendrite. Bases 657 to 1790 code for a protein of 377 amino acids. Gene Ontology annotation, biological process: regulation of behavior; vasoconstriction; regulation of locomotion. Gene Ontology annotation, molecular function: G protein-coupled serotonin receptor activity; neurotransmitter receptor activity. The transcript is spliced from 2 exons. The record is from RefSeq and is a predicted model, not a curated record.
CGGCCGGCGGGGAGACCGGACGCGGCGCGCGGAGGAAGCAGGACCCGGGCGGGCGCGCGGCGGGAGCGGGCUCGCAACCAUCAGUGGGACAGGAACCAGCGCUAAGGACCUCAUGAUGUGUCGAGACGGACCUGGGAGCUGCCGACUGGCCGCCUUCCUCUGAAUCAGCUGCUAUUUCUGUGUGUCUCUCGUUUUCAAAGCUCCCCGGAGGCAACCCGAAAUCCCCUAUGGCCUCAGAAUAGGGAUGGGGGAGGGGUUCUGAGCUCCUCAUCCAACAUGUCUAUCUCACAGGCCUCGGAAGGAGCCACAACGCCGAAGGCAAGAAUCUCAGGGCACUGCCCACACUGGGGUGGUACCCUGACGAAUGUCUAGCACAUCCAGCAUGGGUCCGGCGGGCCUGACCGUUGGUGGGGCAGAGUUCCAGAACAGCGAGACGUCCUGGCAUCCAUCCGGUUUAGGAAAGACCUUUCACGGCCAGCUGGUGGUCACCUCCAUGCUCUUGAAAUAGUCCAGCCUUGAGGUUUCUUCCCUGUGUGGUCUGUUCUGACGCAUGGCCCCGCCAGCGCGAAACACGAUGACUUUGUUCUGUGGGCAACGCAGCUGUGAAAGAGGCAGCUGUGUGUGUCCACGUCUGCGGGAAGAGAGAGCCCCCUAGAAUGUCCCCGGUGAACCAGUCAGUGGAAGGCCUUCUGCAGGAGGCCUCCAACCGAUCUCUGAAUGCUACGGAUCCUCCAGAGGCCUGGGACCCGGGGACCCUGCAGGCCCUCCAGAUUUCUCUGGCCGUGGUCCUCGCCGUCAUCACGCUGGCCACGGUCCUCUCCAACGCCUUCGUGCUCACCACCAUCUUCCUCACCAGGAAGCUCCACAGCCCGGCCAACUAUCUCAUCGGCUCGCUGGCCACGACGGACCUCCUGGUUUCCAUCCUGGUCAUGCCCAUCAGCAUUGCGUACACCAUCACCCACACCUGGAGCUUCGGCCAGGUCCUGUGCGACAUCUGGCUGUCCUCGGACAUCACGUGCUGCACGGCCUCCAUCCUGCACCUCUGCGUCAUCGCCCUGGACCGGUACUGGGCCAUCACCGACGCCCUGGAGUACAGUAAGCGCCGGACGGCCGGCCACGCGGCGGCCAUGAUCGCCGUGGUCUGGGCCAUCUCCGUCUGCAUCUCCAUCCCGCCCCUCUUCUGGCGGCAGGCCAAAGCUCAGGAGGAGCUGCUGGACUGCCAGGUGAACACCUCUCAGAUCUCCUACACCAUCUACUCCACGUGCGGGGCCUUCUACAUCCCGUCCCUGCUGCUCAUCAUCCUCUACGGCCGCAUCUACCUGGCCGCCCGGAGCCGCAUCCUCAACCCGCCCUCCCUCUACGGGAAGCGCUUCACCACGGCCCAGCUCAUCACGGGCUCGGCGGGGUCCUCCCUCUGCUCCCUCAACCCCGGCCUCCAUGAGGCCCACUCCCACCUGGCCGGCUCGGCCCUCUUCUUCCAGCAGGUGAAGAUCAAGCUGGCGGACAGCGCGCUGGAGCGCAAGAGGAUUUCGGCCGCUCGGGAGAGGAAGGCCACCAAGACCCUGGGGGUCAUCCUGGGCGCCUUCAUCGUCUGCUGGCUGCCCUUCUUCGUGGCGUCGCUCGUCCUCCCCAUCUGCCGGGACGCCUGCUGGAUCCCCCGAGCCCUCUUUGACUUCUUCACCUGGCUGGGCUACUUAAACUCGCUCAUCAACCCCAUCAUCUAUACCGUGUUCAACGAAGAGUUCCGCCAAGCGUUUCAGAAAGUGGUCCAUUUCCGGAAAGCCUCCUAGUUUUGCCCGGUGGGGACUCUGGUUAUCAUUUGUGUCCUAUCACCCAACUGGAAUUGUCCUUUUUUUAUUUUUUAUUUUACCUGAGAUUUGGGUUAAUCCUGAUAUGAGGGGUUUGGGGUCAAUCAACAGAAUUGUUGUGUGUGUUUUUUUAUUUCUUAUUCCUGUUGUCUUCUUGACUUCUAAGCCAACUCAAAGCCGGGAAGCUGAGUGAAAGGGGACAAAGACUGAAGAUUUCCCUCAGCCUAAUAUUUUUAGGGUUCAUCCAUGUCGGAGGAAACAUGGCCCACAGGGUUCCGCGCGGAUGCAAUUCAGGCGGGAUACUGACUCUGUGGGAAGAGCCAGGCUCACAAGCGCGGCUUUCUGGUCUACCAAAGUUUUUUUUUAUGGACCUCAAAGGAGGGUGUUCACCCUCUGAUUCCUUCUUAGACUGGAUCUCUCCCAGUUGUUCAUGUAAGGUGAUAUCAGUGUGGAGUGACAGAGAGAGGUUCAGAGGCUGGGGGCAGUGGAGUGGAAAGAUUGGAACCAAAUCCACUAUCUUGUACCCUUCCUCCUCCUCCAGUCUCUCUGCACCCUAUUCAUGUUCUGAGGUUAAAACCCACAAUCGCCCCCACUGAAGUAGAUUGACAGGCUUUGGACCCACCAAGGUUUGAGUGGAACACCAUUCUGAUUCCCUCUCUCCCCUGAAUUUUUACAUGCCAUUCUCAUUAGAGAUCUUAACAUGUUGAGUCUUAUCAAAUAAAAAGCAUGAGACAUCAUGA